Messenger RNA from Selaginella moellendorffii, 1526 nucleotides. RefSeq names its product UDP-glycosyltransferase 85A1-like. The transcript is spliced from 2 exons. The coding region runs from base 51 to 1457 and encodes 468 amino acids. The record is from RefSeq and is a predicted model, not a curated record. Gene Ontology annotation, molecular function: UDP-glycosyltransferase activity. NCBI's taxonomy places the organism in Eukaryota, Viridiplantae, Streptophyta, Lycopodiopsida, Selaginellales, Selaginellaceae.
ACGGCCGAGGGCUUGUUCUAGUUUAUUUGUCAGAGCUCAAGAAAAGCAGGAUGGACGAGGUAAGUAACCCAUCAAACAGGAAAAGGCCCCACGCAGUGGCAAUAGCACUGCCAGUUCAAGGCCACAUUAAUCCGAUGAUGCAACUGGCCACCAAGAUGGCUUCCAGGGGGUGUAUCGUCACUCUUGUGAACCUGCAAAGCAACCACAGGAGAUUGGUAGAAGCUUCAGAUCCAGUGAAGAACAUCCGCUUCGAGUCUGUUCCAGAUAGAGUGCCAGUCGAUGUUGCGAGCAUGGCAAUUUUCGGGUCCACAGAGAACAGGAAAACUUUCCGGAAAGCUUACGAGGCCAUGGAAGAGGAUGUGAUGGAGCUGCUCCAAAACAAGCUCUUGCAGAGCGACUGUCCGGUUUCAUUUAUUAUCGGUGAUGUCUACCUCAACUGGGUUGUCCGGGUCGCAGACGCAGUCGGGCUACCAAGACUCUUGUUCUCCACAACCUGUGCUUCGUCUCUCCUGGUGGAUCACUGGAUUCCUCGGCUCUUGGAAACCGGAGAAAUACCCAUUGAAACAGGGAUGGACAAAGAGGUUCUAGCCAAUCUACCUGGAAUGCCUCGGCCACUUCGAAAAGCCGACUUGCCAUUCUACUUCACCAGCAGGCUGUCCACGCCGGACUCGUUCUCACGCAGGUAUGCCAAAGCCAAGUCUCUACGUGACUGCGACGGCAUUCUCAUCAACUCGGCAGACUUUCUCGAGCCCGGAGCUUUCAAGGCCCUCCAGUCGGAGGUGAACUCCAACACGAUCGGCGUGGGGCCGCUGCUUGACACGGCCGGGAAGUCCACCACAAACGCAGCUUGGGUGGCGGACGCAAAGUGUCUCGACUGGCUCAACGGCAGGGAAGAGAAGUCCGUCCUCUACGUCUCGUUUGGAAGCCUGGCGACGCUGCCGUGCGAACAGGUGUUGGAGAUGGCCGAGGGGAUCAAGCAGUGCGGCUACUCGGUCUUGUGGGUUCUCCGGCCAAAUCUCCUCGGCUCCACCGGGGAGGACUCCCAGGAAUCGCUCAAGACGGUGCUGGAAGAGAUCGAGGCGUCCGGGAAGGCGUGCCUGGUGGAUUGGGCUCCCCAGCUCCAAGUCUUGGCUCACGCUGCGGUGGGGGGUUUCUUGAGUCACUGUGGAUGGAACUCGGUGCUCGAGGCUGUGUGGUUUGGGAUUCCAGUGCUGGCGUGGCCCCAGAUUGUGGAGCAGAGCUUGGUUGCCAGGAUUGCUUGCGGGGAGUGGAAAGUUGGGAUGAGAGUGCCGGUGCUGGAGGGUGGUGGUGGUGUCAUUGACAGGACAAGGAUCUCGCAGUGUAUCGAUGGGUUUAUGAUGGAGGGAGAACUUGGAAGGAACUGCCGGGCUCUACAGAUGGUAGUAAAGGCAUCGGAUGGCCUGCCUUGUUUAAACUCGUUCUUUUAUUUUGUUUAAUUUGUCUCAAACUUAUUUAGAAAAGAAAAUUCGAAAAAACAAAGAAAAAAUCUUAACUACUUUUAACAA